This is a messenger RNA of Puccinia graminis f. sp. tritici CRL 75-36-700-3, 366 nucleotides long. RefSeq lists its product as uncharacterized. The transcript has a single exon. The record is from RefSeq and is a predicted model, not a curated record. Bases 1 to 366 code for a protein of 121 amino acids. Lineage: Eukaryota; Fungi; Basidiomycota; Pucciniomycetes; Pucciniales; Pucciniaceae.
AUGUUGUGCAUCAAGAAGAAACUCAACUCAAUCAAGAGGAAACUCAACUCGAUCAAGAGGAAACUCAACUCGAUCAAGAGGAAACUCAACCCGAUCAAGAGGAAACUCAACUCAAAGGGGAAACUCAACUCAACCAAGAUGACAUCCACCCUGAAAAAAAUCAAAUCAGAGAAGAAGAAACGCAAAUCGGUCAAGAGGCAAAUCACCUUGGACAGGAAGAAACUUUGCUCACUCUCGAAGAGACAUCAAUCAACCAAACUAAUAAAACCCAAGCAAACAAUGAAGACCCCUCUCAAGAUCAAAACCACGGCAGAACUGAAACCCUCACCUCAGCUCCAAUCACUAAGAAGCAUCGAGAAGUUCUAG